Molecule: messenger RNA, 867 nt
Organism: Aspergillus alliaceus
Lineage: Eukaryota; Fungi; Ascomycota; Eurotiomycetes; Eurotiales; Aspergillaceae
Exons: 1
Coding region: 1-867 (288 amino acids)
Source: RefSeq, a predicted model, not a curated record
AUGAACAACAACAUCGUGAUAGCCCUCGUAAUCCUAUCCCUCCUAGGCACAACCGGCGCCAUCUACCUCUACACCUUCCGCUGGCGCGCUCAAGCCAGAACAGAACUCCUCCUUGCUCGAGCCGAAUCCCGCAAAAGACAGACCUCGGCAUCUCAGGCUCAGACUCAAACUCAAACUCAGGCUCAGGAUCAGAGUCCCAAGGUCCGCGAGGUAGUCGUACGCGUAGCAUCUCGAGCUCCGUCUCGAGACCCCUCCUCACGAUCUACUCAUCCACUUUUAACUCCACCCUCUCCUCCUCCAGCGUCAACAACAUCAAGACAAGAAAAAAGAGGAAGAAGCAGAUCAUCUGAUCAUCAAGAUCCCAAUGCCAACCAACCCCAAGGACCACCCGAUCCUCCGCCCCGAAACCAAUCUACAAUGUCCAAACGCCAACAAAAGAAAGACCGACGUCGACAACAACUCCAAAAGCAACAGCAAGAGCAAGAACAGCAGCAAGACACAACUACCGAAUGGAACAACGCUGAUGACCCUCUGCCUUUUGGCGAUUGGGGGGAUAACUCAGCAGCACAGGAGAACGGGAGCUCGAACCAAGCUGGGAGUACAGAUUGGGGUGGGGCACAGGAUCAGGCGAAUGAGGCGCGGAAUAUGGGGCAGCAGGAUGAGCAGGCGGGGACUGGGCUGGAUAGUGCGUGGGGGGCGAGUGUGGAGGCUGUUGCAGGGAGCCCUUGGGGGGUUACGGGUGGACAGACUGAUUGGGGGGCUGCGGGGGAUGAUGGGGGACAGCAGGGUGGGUGGCAUGCUGAUGAUGCGAUGGAGCAUAAAGGUGAGCAGGAGAGAGAGACGGGGGCUCAGAAGUCCGAGUGGUGA